AUGCAGUCUAUCAAUCGUUUCCUCUACGGCCCUACGCCUGAAGAGAAGAUUAGAGCGUGGCAGGGUAGGAUAAGAGGAGAGCAGCGCCAACUUGAUCGGGAAAUGAGGCAGCUUGAUAUCGCGACGAAGAAGGCACAGGUGGAGGUGAAGAAGCUGGCAAAGAGAGGUGAUGUUAAGAAUGCGAAAAUCUUAGCGAAGGAGGUCGUUCGGAGCAACAAGCAAAAGGACCGAUUAUCUGUUAGCAAGGCACGUCUUGGAUCCAUCAAUAAUCAGCUGGUGCAGCAGCUCGCAAUGGUGAAGGUCACCGGUACUUUACAGAAAUCUACGGAAAUUAUGAAGUUAUCAAAUUCGCUCGUCAAGCUUCCUCAAAUCAGCCAGGCUAUGCGCGAAAUGAGUAUGGAGAUGACAAAAGCUGGUAUCAUGGAGGAGAUGCUCGAGGACGUGAUGGACAUGGAGGACGACGAGGAAUUAGAGGAGGAAGCAGAUGCAGAGGUCGAGAAAGUCCUCUUCGAAAUAACAGACGGCAAGCUCGGUGCUGCCGGAACAGUGAAGGAUGAAUUACCAGUAGGUGCUGUGGCGGACACCGUGGACGAGGAACAAGAGAGGAAUUUGGAGCAGUACCAGAAGCAACUGAAUGAGCUUUUGAGCGGAUAA
Molecule: messenger RNA, 654 nt
Organism: Fomitiporia mediterranea MF3/22
Lineage: Eukaryota; Fungi; Basidiomycota; Agaricomycetes; Hymenochaetales; Hymenochaetaceae
Product: vacuolar sorting protein Vps24
Exons: 5
Coding region: 1-654 (217 amino acids)
Biological process (GO): protein transport; late endosome to vacuole transport; endosome transport via multivesicular body sorting pathway
Cellular component (GO): ESCRT III complex; multivesicular body
Source: RefSeq, a predicted model, not a curated record